CGUCCUUUUAUUUAAAUACAUAUUCUUUAUACAGAAAAAGAGAGAGAGAGACACGCACGAGAAAGAAAGAGAGGCUAGAUUUGGAUAUAAUAUCAUUUCGUGUUACACGAGUAAAAGCUGUUGGUAGAAAAACUGUUGGUUUGCUAUUUGUUUCCUCUUUUCAGGACUAUCUCCACUUUAAUGGCUAUAUUUAGGAAGCUAACAGAAAAGGCUGCUGCUAUUGAUGUCUUUCCAAAAGUUGAAGAUGAUAAUCAGAAUAGAAGUGAACGAGGUGGUUUGCUUACUUUGAUUGUGGCAUUCUGUUUGAUACUCUUGACAUUGAAUGAACUAUCAGAUUACCGCAAGAUUCGAACAAAGUACCAAUUUCUAGUAGAUUCAACCAUUGAUACCAAAAUGCAAAUCAACAUAGACACGACGAUUGCUAUGCCUUGUCCAAAUAUACUCAUCCACGUUGUUGACGCAACUGGACAAAGAACGGAGCUUACGGAUCAAUUUAAGCGUAUUCCUACUGAAUUUACGGCGGGCUCUGCAACCAAAUACAAGGCUCCAGAUGAUCCCAAGUAUAUUCAAGAAAUCAUUCGUGCAGCUAGUGGAAAAUCUUAUGAUUAUCAAGUAGCCAAGGAUAUGGGCGCAUGUAGAGUAUAUGGUUCAUUGAACGUGAAUAAGGUUGCAUCAAAUCUUCACAUCACAUCUGAUGGACAUGGAUAUGCAAGUAGAAUGCAUACAAGUCAUGAUGUAUUGAACUUUACUCAUCGCAUCGAUGAGUUUUCUUUUGGUCAGCUUUAUCCUAAUUUGAUUAAUCCACUUGAUAACAGUGUAGAAAUCGCAGAAACACAUUUCGAAGUAUUCCAAUACACAAUGUCUGUGGUGCCAACAACUUUUAUUGAUCGAACAGGCAAAGUUUUACAAACAAAUCAGUAUGCUGUCACUGAUUCCCAUAAGAUCUUUCAAGAUGGUCAGGCAGUGCCAGGUAUAUUUUUCAAGUAUGAAUUAGAACCUAUUUCAGUACAGAUAAGUGAAGAACGUCAAUCGUCAUUCUUGCAUUUUAUUGUCAGAUUAUGUGGUAUUCUUGGUGGAUCUGUCGUAACAGUGGGUGCAGUCUAUAGAACCAUCAACUUUAUACUCACAGGGGGCAAAGAGAGCUCAAAGCUGUUGAACUUGUACUAAAUUUAAGAAUAAAGAGUUAUAUGCUUGUGCCUUUUAUUUGUUUUUU
This is a messenger RNA of Rhizopus microsporus ATCC 52813, 1213 nucleotides long. Its product is annotated as DUF1692-domain-containing protein. The coding region runs from base 181 to 1167 and encodes 328 amino acids. Gene Ontology annotation, cellular component: endoplasmic reticulum; COPII-coated ER to Golgi transport vesicle; endoplasmic reticulum membrane. NCBI's taxonomy places the organism in Eukaryota, Fungi, Mucoromycota, Mucoromycetes, Mucorales, Rhizopodaceae. The transcript is spliced from 10 exons. Gene Ontology annotation, biological process: retrograde vesicle-mediated transport, Golgi to endoplasmic reticulum; endoplasmic reticulum to Golgi vesicle-mediated transport. The record is from RefSeq and is a predicted model, not a curated record.